AUGGCUUCUGCUUCCCGUGAGCAGGACUCCUCGGCAGGUGCUCUGGUAACAGAGCAACUGAAAAUGGACCACAGUGUCGCCCCCUCCGACAAUGACGGCGGCGAACGCCCCGUGCGACAACAGCUCAAGGAGACUAAUCUCGACGCUGUGGGCGAAAAAAAUGGUCCUGCCCGUGCAAACCGAAAGCGCUCCCUCGACAACACAGAUGGGGCAACCGACACACCCCCAACCAAGCGAUCCCGAGAGUGCACCCCGGACAAUACCGCUUCCACGGAAGACAAGUUCAAUGACACCGGAAUCCCGAAAGAUGCCACUACCCAAGAUGUGAGUGACGAUGCGCUGGCCGCAGCACCCGCGAACAAUUCAGUUCAAAAUACACCUCUGUCCCACAACCCGAUCAUGAGCCACAUCCCCGAGACCGCCAAGGUCCAAUUUCCCCUGGACCUUGAGAUCAAGGUCUCAAUUGGUGAAUACGAACAAGUUAGCCAUUUGACCAUUCCCGUGGAGAUUGAUAUCAAGGUGACAGCUGGAGCGGUCUUCUUAGCUUCCUCGACUUCGAGAUCCGAUGAAGGCGAAUCCUCCAAAAUACAUAUCACCAUUCCUUCUGCAAAGCCUAUUCCCCCAUCUGGAAACCCUUCUCCUGGACACCCUUCCCCUGGAAACCCUUCCCCUGGACACCCUUCCCCUGGGCACCCUUCCCCUGGGCAGCAUUUAUCUGAAGACUACAUACACGAUGACCCUUCAUUCCACACAUAUGAAGAGCCUGAGUCAAUUGGAGAUUCUUCAUCUGAGGACUCUCUACCUGACUACCGGUCACCUGAAUACCCGUCCUCUCCGCCUCCUGUCCCAUGCAGUCCAACGCACCCCGAUUAUCCCACACCCACGGUUGAAGUCCUUGAUUCUAACUACUAUCAAUCCCCACAGAAUCUUGAAACGGCGCCCGGCGGAAACGAGGAUGAUUCUUUACAAAUCCUUAAGAAGAAACGGAGCCGAGAACAGCUUGAAGAAGAUGUCUCGAAGAAUUCCCACGCUGCGACUGACCCCGCGCCCGGCUUGACUGAGACAACUUCAGACGAAAAAUCUACUGCCGAAGGACAACCCGAGAAAAAGAGACCCCGCGACAAUUCGGAGGAGCGCAAGGCCAAGGUGGACCAGACUUUCACCGCGAGUGCAUUCGGACAGGCUUCUGCUACUUCACCUUUUGCAAUGCCUGCAAAUAAACCAGCUUCUCAUGCUUCGCCUUUUGCGACCAGUGGUGCCUCCACUACUGGUUUCGGUGCCCUCGGAUCUGGCUUCUCUGCCUUUGGCACCGGUUUCUCUGGUACAUCUGGUAAACUGACCAGUUUCGCGUCUCCCAAUGCUCCCGCCGCUUUUCCUGGAACUGCUGGUAAAUUGACCAGUUUCGCAUCUGCCAACGCUCCCUCCAGUUUCUCUGGACCGGCUGGUAAACUAACCAGUUUCGCGUCUCCUAAUGCCCCCGUUUCCUUUGGCGAGUCCAGUGACAAGACCCUCGGUGCAAAACAAUCCGACAACGAAGAUAGUGACGACGAACCAGUGGGUGAACCCGAUAACACCUUUGUUGCCGAGAAGACCGACGAGCGUUUCCACGCACAAACUGUUGAAACCGGCGAAGAAAAUGAGACCACCGAGUUCACAGCUAAGGGCAAGCUGUACUACUUUGACGACAAGAAAUGGAAGGAGCGUGGUACCGGCACCUUCAAGGUUAACCUCAAGACGGAGUCCAACGGAAAGAAAUCUGGCCGCAUUAUCAUGCGCGCCGAUGGUGCCCUGCGUGUUAUGUUGAACAGUGCGGUUUGGCAUACUAUGCCCUUUGGUGAUAUCAAGGGUUCUCGCCCGACCACUCGCGAUAUCUAUCUGGCAAGCACGGAAGACGAGAAAGUUGUGAGCCUUCUUCUGCGGCUUGGUAACGAAAAGCCAGCCCAGGAGCUGUAUGAUGUUCUCAAGGACAUCUUGGAGCUAAUUUAA
Messenger RNA from Penicillium samsonianum, 1986 nucleotides. RefSeq lists its product as uncharacterized. The record is from RefSeq and is a predicted model, not a curated record. Gene Ontology annotation, molecular function: GTPase activator activity. NCBI's taxonomy places the organism in Eukaryota, Fungi, Ascomycota, Eurotiomycetes, Eurotiales, Aspergillaceae. Gene Ontology annotation, cellular component: nuclear pore; cytoplasm. Gene Ontology annotation, biological process: intracellular transport. The transcript has 6 exons. The coding region runs from base 1 to 1986 and encodes 661 amino acids.